AUGGAUUUAAUUACAUUGCCUUCAAUACACGCCAAGAGGAUCCUUUCCACCGAAAAUUCAGAUGUAAUUUAUAAAUAUAGCCCUGAUCACGAAACAAUGGAAAAACAACCUGAAAAGCUUGAGAUCUUUGAAAUACCUUAUCAAGGUAUUUUUAUACAUCUAAAGCCCAUGUAUCAUGACACAAUAGAAUCGUUCAGAAAACAUCAUGACAAUAGACUCUUCUUAGAUCUUCUUUCAUUAGAGUCAUCCCCCAUGUCUUCAAGCAGUAACGAUAUGCAAAUGAUGCAACGAGAAAUUGAGGAAUAUAACAAAGCUGCUUGUGACACAAUGGCUAUAUAA
This is a messenger RNA of Clunio marinus, 339 nucleotides long. The record is from the annotation of a GenBank genome assembly. NCBI's taxonomy places the organism in Eukaryota, Metazoa, Arthropoda, Insecta, Diptera, Chironomidae.